CUUGCUCAUGCGCAGUGCUGCAGCUAAGUUUUUGUGCUGCACGUUUCGUCCGGUGGAGGUCAUAGACGUCUGAGUAAAACGCAGUCAAUUAGAUUCCCACAAUGGCUAAACUGUUUGAGUCCAUUGGGAAGCUGGGGCUGGCCCUGGCCAUUGGUGGAGGUGUGGUGAACUCUGCCCUUUUUAAUGUCGACGCAGGACACCAGGCAGUCAUAUUUGACAGAUUCAGAGGAGUCCAGGAUGCGGUCAUCGGUGAGGGCACGCACUUCCUCAUCCCGUGGGUGCAGAAGCCCAUCGUUUUCGAUUGCCGUUCCCGUCCGCGGAACGUGCCCGUAAUCACAGGAAGCAAAGAUCUACAGAACGUAAAUAUUACACUGCGUAUCCUCUUCCGGCCGGUGAGCAGCCAGCUCCCACGGAUCUUCACAAGCAUCGGCGAGGAUUAUGACGAAAGGGUGCUGCCGUCCAUCACUACAGAGGUCCUCAAGGCUGUCGUGGCUCGUUUUGACGCCGGCGAGCUCAUCACCCAGAGAGAGCUGGUGUCUCGGCAGGUCAGCGAGGACCUCACGGAGAGAGCCUCCACCUUCGGCCUCAUCCUUGAUGACGUCUCGCUGACACACUUGACAUUCGGCAAAGAAUUCACAGAGGCUGUUGAGAUGAAGCAGGUGGCCCAGCAGGAAGCCGAGAGAGCCAGAUUUGUUGUAGAGAAGGCAGAACAACAGAAGCAGGCCGCCAUCAUUUCAGCCGAGGGAGAUUCCCAGGCUGCCUUGCUCAUCGCCAACUCCCUCAUGGAGGCGGGCGAUGGUCUGGUGGAGCUGCGUAAGCUGGAGGCGGCCGAGGACAUCGCUUUCCAGCUUUCCCGCUCCCGAAACAUCACAUACUUGCCGUCGGGGCAGGGGACGUUGCUCCAGCUGCCCCAGUGAGGACACUGCCGCUGACUGCUCUCGGUUGCUCGGAAGGCAUCCGUUAGAAAAAUAUGUUCGACCAAUGUGUGAGGAAGAAGUUUGUUUUGUUGGUAAUGCAGUUUAAUCUCUCAAGCUAACCAGUUGAUGCUGCAUUCAGCACUUGUGAAAAUAAAAUGUUUGCAUUGAGAUAAAAACUAGAGAUUCCUUCUACAAGCCUAUUAAAUUCCAUUGUUCCCAA
Messenger RNA from Dunckerocampus dactyliophorus (ringed pipefish), 1137 nucleotides. RefSeq names its product prohibitin (gene phb1). Gene Ontology annotation, cellular component: membrane; mitochondrion. The record is from RefSeq and is a predicted model, not a curated record. The coding region runs from base 102 to 917 and encodes 271 amino acids. NCBI's taxonomy places the organism in Eukaryota, Metazoa, Chordata, Actinopteri, Syngnathiformes, Syngnathidae. The transcript has 7 exons. Gene Ontology annotation, biological process: mitochondrion organization.